AUGCAACAUGAAUCUACGGCAGUUGAAACGGCCAAGAUGAAAACCGCCGAAGGGCCGUCAAAAUGGGAACGAAUUCGAAGCCACUUGAACAUGAGACCAGUUGAAGAUGACGAGCCACAGGCCUGGUGGAUUGCAUCCACGGCAAUCCCACUAGUAGCCGCUGCGACGGGACCACUGGCCAAUGUCAUGUCAGUUGUUGCACUGGUCCAGCCUUGGCGAAGUGAUAUCUUGUCGAAGACUAAAGGCCCUGCUGGAAAUUGGCUCCAAGAGGGAUAUCCGGACCCUCAUUGGAUCACUGCGCUCAAUGCAGUUUCACUAGUAUGCGGAAUUGUGGGAAAUGCUUUCCUUUUGUUCAAUUUCACUCAAAUUGUGCGCUAUAUCAUUGCACUGCCGGUGACUAUUAUUCUAUGGUUCCUGGCAACGGGAAUUCUAUGUGGAAUUACCAUAGCCAUGGAUGUCUAUGCUCCACCAGUUGGAGUAGACCGGGUCUUCUCCCAGGCAUACUGGAGCGCUGUGAUUGCCGCGUGUCUCUAUUUUGUUUUGAGCAUAAUCUUGAUGAUUAACAUGUUGGGCUAUUUCUUGGGCAAAUACCCGCAGCACUUCUCAUUGACCGACGAACAACGGACCUUGAUUUUACAGAUGACCGCCUUUGUGAUAUGGUUAUUGAUAGGCGCAGCCAUCUUCCAACGAGUGCUUGGGAUAUCUUUUGCGGAUGCAUUGUACUUCAGCGAUGUUACAGUCUUGACCUUAGGGUUUGGUGAUAUCACUGCUACAAGUGCUGUUGGCCGUGGUAUUAUUUGGCCAUAUGCAGUUAUCGGAAUCAUCAUUCUUGGUUUGGUCGUAGGGAGCAUUCACAAAUUUGCUCGCGAGGUCCAUUACGACAAUGUCAUUCAGAAGCAUAUCGAGCAAAAGCGGCAAUCGACCUUCGACCGAUCAAUAAGUUCUGCAGAACUCUGUGCUUCCAAGGGCAAGUCUUCAACUAGGGAUAUUGACCCUCCAUCGGUUGCUCUACAAAAGCCCAAGAGCUCUCAUCAUCACUCUCGGAGACCGUUACGCAACACCCUCAGUGCCAUUGCAGCAGGCCGUCGACCGAAGAUUACUAUCAUACGCGAAGAGAAAGACAGGUUCGACGCUAUGCGUCGUAUCCAACACGAUACCUUACGAUUCCGCCGAUGGAAUGAUUUGAUUAUCAGUCUCAUUGCUUUCGGGAUUGUGUGGUCAUGCGGAGCUAUCGUUUUCUGGCAGCUGGAAGCCUUGUCAUACUUUGACGCCCUUUACUUCUGCUUCGCCUCCCUCUUGACGAUUGGCUACGGCGACUUCACACCACAGUCGAACGCAGGCCGGCCAUUCUUUGUAAUGUGGUCGCUCAUCGCUAUACCAACAAUGACCAUGCUCAUCUCUCAAAUGAGCGAUACAAUCGUCGCUAGCUUCAAGCGUGCCACCAGCGCUGUGGCCGACUACGUUGUCCUACCUCAAUCGCAUCUCUACAAGUCAUUUCUCGGUCGAAUCCCAUGGGUCGCGAAUUACAUGAAUUCCCGUCAGGAGAAGAAAAGGUUAGAGCGCGGGUUUCCCCUCGAAGGCGCUAGUAAAGCGGAAGAAGGCGAAAGUUCCAACUCUGCGAGAGCGGGUCAAUUCAACAACAGUGGUGAUCUGGCUACAGCCCAUCCAUACAGAUCUCUUGAAGAACUCAUUCGUGAUCCCACCCCCCUCGAACUGGCCCAGCAACUUGCCUUCGCCAUCCGUCGUGCUACGAAGCAUGCACGGGAGGGUAAACACAAGCGGUACGGUUACGAGGAAUGGGUCGAGUUCACCCGUCUCAUCAAAUUCACGGACCCGCGAGCACGACCGCCGUCCCAAAGAGCGCAGCCAGAAGCCGCAGAUGACUCUAUUGAUCUCGACGAGGAUGAGUAUGGGUUGUUGAAUUGGGAUUGGAUUGGUGAGAAUAGUCCUAUGUUGGCGAAACAGACUGAGCCAGAGUGGGUUUUGGAUCGGCUAUGUGAAAGCCUGAUCCGAUAUGUGUCAACUCAAGAGGAUCGGGCUGCUGGGGCGGAGCUGGAAGAGCCGACUUUGAAGAAAGAGAGGGAUAUUGGGUUGGAUGAAUGA
This is a messenger RNA of Penicillium brevicompactum, 2103 nucleotides long. RefSeq names its product potassium channel family protein. Gene Ontology annotation, cellular component: membrane. The record is from RefSeq and is a predicted model, not a curated record. Gene Ontology annotation, biological process: potassium ion transmembrane transport; stabilization of membrane potential. The coding region runs from base 1 to 2103 and encodes 700 amino acids. Gene Ontology annotation, molecular function: potassium ion leak channel activity. NCBI's taxonomy places the organism in Eukaryota, Fungi, Ascomycota, Eurotiomycetes, Eurotiales, Aspergillaceae. The transcript is spliced from 3 exons.